AUGUCAGAAACAGUUGAUCCGGGGUUGGAAGAGUUUCUGGUUCCUGUACAAAAUCAGAGCACUAGUUCAACUUCCAAUAACGAAGUUAGCUCUGCUAAUGUUUCUUCAGCCAGAAGGGAUUUGUCUCAGCAGUUAGCAGAGGAUCAGCAACCUCCAGAAUCUCCGGACAUGAAAUUUGCAAGAUCUCGUCUUGGUCACCUCCUAAACGGUAUUCGCACCGGUGAGAUCCAAACGACAUUGCAGCCUGCAAAGAGAAAGAAUAGUCCAGGAGACUUUGAGGAUUUAAACGUACAGAAAAGGCCGAAGAAACUGCUUCGCCGAGAAAGACGUGUUGUAUUUGAGCUUAGGGGGAAACCAUUCAGUUUACGUGAUACGGGGCGUACAGAAGCGGUUUACUCCUUAUGUCGUACGUGGAUGCGCGGGAAGGAAGAGGAACGUAUAAAGUCGGACGUCAGCAAUGAAGAGUCGGUUGAGCCUCCACAAGAUUCUCUAGAUUUAUUAGCUACAAAGGAGAUUAGUGCGCUUCCUAAGCCUCAGGACGAUUUACCAGCAGAUCCAGCACCACCUCCGUUACUUAAAAAGUCAUCUGAAGGUGCAAACUUUGAUAGGGUAGAAGAUCUUUUACAAGAUUCUCUUCCACAUUGGCGAGAAGUGAAAAGGAACUGGUGUGAUUACGCUAAGAUUCGUGAUAAACGAUUUGAAAAGAGCAUUCAGCUGUUGGAGACGGUUUACGGGAUAGCUCAGUCAAAUGUGUUAUGA
Enterobius vermicularis (human pinworm) is the source of this 759-nucleotide messenger RNA. Lineage: Eukaryota; Metazoa; Nematoda; Chromadorea; Rhabditida; Oxyuridae. The record is from the annotation of a GenBank genome assembly.